Messenger RNA from Dendroctonus ponderosae (mountain pine beetle), 2722 nucleotides. Its product is annotated as neurochondrin homolog. Gene Ontology annotation, biological process: regulation of neuronal synaptic plasticity; neuron projection development. Gene Ontology annotation, cellular component: dendrite. The record is from RefSeq and is a predicted model, not a curated record. The transcript has a single exon. The coding region runs from base 328 to 2526 and encodes 732 amino acids. Lineage: Eukaryota; Metazoa; Arthropoda; Insecta; Coleoptera; Curculionidae.
GCCACAUGUCUAGCCCGAUAUAAAUAAAGCUAACCUCAAAAUAAACGACACCGUCGUUUUUCUUGUGAGCCUUUGGAAAAUGACGAGAAAGCCCGGUUUUCUCUAACAUCCACGCAGUGAAGUCAACGACUGAAGUCUAAAAAUACGUAAGGCGAUAUGCCACAGAAAAAUUGCCCAAUUUAGAAACUCUACAGCGAAUCCCUUCUAAAUAUAACUUUAACAUUUUCGUGGAGCGCAUUUCAGUGUCUUUUAAAUGUUCCCCAAGUGAAGAACGUCGGUAAAUAGUACAGGAAAGUUAUUUUGGAAUCUAAACAGUGUUCAACUACCAUGGCGGGGGAGGUGUCUGAAGCGGUAAAGAAGUGUUGUAACCUUUUGAAAAAUUCGCCUGGUGAUAAUGAAAAAUUUGCCGCACUAUUCAUGGUUACCAAAUUGGUGAAAGGAAAACACGCCACACCGGCAGCUAGAAUUGCUAUCUUCGAAGCUAUAGGAUUCGACUUUCUUCGGCGACUGUUGCUGACUGAGGAUGUUCCUGUGGACUGCCCUCCGUCCAUCUACAAGUCCGUGGCUUUGAGUAUUCUCACUGUCUUUUGCUCCGAAGAACAACUUGCCACCAAAAAGGAAAUGCUGGAUUUAAUCCCUGUUUUCCUCGACAUAGUAAAAUCAGCGGAUGACAGUGAAAACGACGAUAACCUGAUGGCCAUUGGGGAGGCCUACAACUGUCUAAAAGGGCUGGCUCUUUAUGCCCCAGGACAAAAGGCUCUGAUCGAUGCAGGUGCUAUUGAUAUUCUCAGUGAAAUUUAUGCCAGUGCCAGCUUUCAGUCUGAUGAAGCGCUGAAUAUUAUGGGCCUGCUUGUAGCAAAGAAAGGGGCUUUAUCGUGGGACCCCAAAGAUCCUAAAGCUUUCCAUGCCAUUGUCAACAAAAUUGCCUUAGAUUUUGAGACUGAUCAAGAUAAAAGAAAGUUCGAGCUAGCUGAGUGUCUCAAUGCCAUCAUAUUCAACUGCCCUAGGAAAGUGGUCUCCGAGAGUGCCGCUAUUGAGACCUGGCCGCAAAGUAUCUACAAAGGUCUGACUGACAUAUUACAGAGCAAAGUCGGUGCUGCUCAAAGGAAUCCUGCGCUAAUUUUAACUUCAAGCAUGUUGGAUUUACUAGGGGUUGAAUGGAUUUUUACCGAUGAAGAAAAAGGUAAACAAAUAUUUCUAUUAAUGAUACAGCUAGCUGCUAUCGAAGUAAGAAUGCAGUUAGAUGGGAAGACACUAAAAGGCACUCAAAAUAAUCAAAACCUUAUAACUGCUUGCUAUAUAAUUUUGGAAUUGUCCUUAAAUUUCAUUGCUCAAGACACAAUAGACAUAGACCAAAAGGAACGACAAAGUAUGUAUACUGCUCUCAAGGGUGCUUUCACCGCUGUGAUAAAUCUUUUACUCAAAGUAACUCAAGAGAAAAACAAGCCUCAAGGCGAAGACAAACUUUUUGUGUGUGCUACCAUCAGAGUGUUAGCUGCCUGGUUAGCCCAAGAAACUACAUCGAUGAGGGACCAAAUCUAUAAAUUGUUACCCUUUAUGCUGGAUAAUGCAUUUGAUAGUUUCCAUGCCUAUAAAGCUCGCAGAAUUGCCGAAAAAUCUGGACAACUUACUGAUAUCAAUCCACUAGGCCAGGUGGAUCUUCUCAGAGUGUUAUUGCCGGCUCUUUGCCAUUUGGCUGUAGAAGACGAAUCCAGAGCAAUCAUUUUGAAGGCAGGCGGUGAUGCAAUUUUAGUGGAGUCUUUGGAGUUUCAUUGGACCAUAGUGAAUUAUAAAAGACCUCCAAUUCCAAGAGCAGAAAGGCUCAAAGCCCUCAGUCAGCCAAAGCCUGAAUUGACCCCAGAGGUUCUUGAAGAUAUGAAAGAUGCAAGGCUGGCAAUGAUCAGUGCCUGCAACGUUUUGAUGAACUUAACGGUCUUAGAAGCGAAAUAUGUUGAAAACAGCCCAAUUUUUAAUAACCUGCUUAAGUUCAUUUUUGAAAACCUGCCAGAACUGAAAGAUAUUCCAGAAAAUCUGGUCUUGCAUGGAAAUCUUGCUGUUCUAGGUUUGCUUCUACUUAAACAGCUGUCUUCUAAAGUAAAGAAGAACGAUUUUUCGAUAACUCGUUUUGUGCAGGCAACAAUUCGCUUUUUAUGGGAUGCCUACAUAAUAGACGAGUCUAAUGACCCAACCGCUCUAGUUGUAGCGAUGUCAUACAAAGAACACUGGAUCGAAAUGAUGGAACUGUGGUUUUUGGGCAUGCAGACUUUGGCUGGAAUCAUUGCUCAAAUUCCGUGGAUAAGCGAUUUUAUCAUAGAAUCUGGAUGGGCAGAAGGGAUUGUGCAGUUGUUGAAAAAAGUCAAGAUCGGCACUCUUCCAACCAACGUAAAAUCCGCCUUUGAGGACUUUCUUUGCCAUCUAGUUGACGCAAAUGAGAGUGUAGUGGAAGUUUUGAAAAAAGCGGAAGCUCUGCGUGUUUGUCGCAAUCAUCGGCUUAUGGAGUUGGGAAAAAAAUUGUUUGGUGAUUAAAGCAGCUUUAUGUAUUUUGUAUAACAUUUUUCUAAUUAUUGGUCAUUUUCUAUGGUUGUACAUAUAUUUGAACUUUAAUUUUAUUGUUUACUAAUUGAUCGGGCUUAUAUGUUGAUGCGCCUGCUGUAUCAAACUUGCUGUAGUUAAUAUGUUGUUUUAUCAUAAAAAGAGCAAUAACAUCUUUUGUUGUAUUUUA